Cooperia oncophora is the source of this 605-nucleotide messenger RNA. NCBI's taxonomy places the organism in Eukaryota, Metazoa, Nematoda, Chromadorea, Rhabditida, Trichostrongylidae. The record is from the annotation of a GenBank genome assembly.
UUGAGUGCACUUUUCAGAACUGACGUGGCAACUCCACGAGCUGUUACUGGUGACUCUAAUGGCGUCCGCCAUACAGAUGCCCUUGAAUUUCCUGAAGAUAAAGUUCGCUUCCUGAAAUGCCACAGUAGUGAAGUAUCAGGAGAUUCAACAGCCCGAAUUUGGAACUUGGCAGGCUCAGAAAAUCCCGCAACACCAUCCAGAGAAUUUGAAGCACGCACGAAAGUACUGAAACAUUGCACGUCUGGGGAAUCCGAGAAGGCGCAACAGCCAUCGAACAAGGACGUGACGAGUCUUGAUUGGGAUGCCGCUGGUGACCUUCUCGCAACCGGUUGUUAUGAUGGUUUCGCAAGAAUAUGGACUGCCGAAGGCCGUCUCCGCUGUACGUUAGGAGCACACAAAGGUCCUAUUUUUGCACUCAAAUGGAAUGCUAAGGGCGACUAUAUACUUUCGGCAGGUGUGGAUAAAUCGACCAUUGUAUGGGAUGCUGUUAAAGGUCAGCAAGUGCAACAAUUUCAUUUUCAUACGGCCUCCGCCCUUGAUGUCGAUUGGAUCACAAACGACACGUUUGCUUCAUGUUCCACUGAUAAGUCAAUCCAUGUCAGUCG